Molecule: messenger RNA, 549 nt
Organism: Parnassius apollo (apollo)
Lineage: Eukaryota; Metazoa; Arthropoda; Insecta; Lepidoptera; Papilionidae
Source: the annotation of a GenBank genome assembly
AUGGCGAACAAUGCAGCCAAAAAUCAUCAGUACGGAGUAAUUGCAAAAGGAUUAAACUCUCCGGAAAUACGUUCAAAUUCAACGAUACCGUAUGUUGACGAGAAUGUCGAACUCGAACUCGUUAAAGACGAGGAAAAGAUAAAUCCAAAAGGAUUUAAAGAUGUUGAGAGGGAAGGUACGGGAAUGCUGCCGAUAAUGGAAAAUAAAAUACAUGCGAGUGACCUAGGAUCAGUUCAUACUCCUAACAGUGACACAAUAGUAGUAAAUACUCCAGAAGGAACUCUGUACAUUACGCUAGACCCAGAUUCCAAGUCUAGCAAACCUACAAGUCCUAGCACUGAGUCUACGGAUUUGUCAGAUUCUUCACCCACUACGUCAAAGGCAAUUGGUGCACAGGAGUCUAGUGAUAUGAUUGUAGCGGAGAAAGAAAAAGAGCAGAGGAGGGAAGGGCUUAGGAGGAAUUCCAUUUCCAUGCCGACAUUGCAGAAUUUGGAGUCGGAGGUUCUGAAACAGCAUUACUCGGCCAAUCCAGAGGAAGGGGUGAGAUAA